CAUCCUCUACGCGCUUGACUUCCGGCACCGGAAAAGCGACUCGCGUUAACAUGAACAAACACCUCCGCAGCUGUCAACAGCUCGAGACGGACUCAAACAUCGCAAAGAACUUGAAUGAUAUGGUUUAAAGAAUCGCGUGCGUUAGUGUGGCGCGUGUCCAGUAUCUGCAGCGUGUGAUGCAGCGCGGCUCGCGGAUGAUGAUCUGCUCCGGAGACAGUGAUGCGGGAAUCAGUCGUGUGCGGAUAAUGUCUUACAGUGCGUCAACAUAUAGCUACAAACACUGAGUUUAUAGAGACAGAGCGAAACAUGGACACCUUCCUGGACUUUGAGGAGUGCAUCAGAGACUCUCCUGUGUUCAGGCAGUCUCUGGAUAAAUGUGAGAGUGAUGUUGCAGAACUGGAGAGCCGCGUGGAGAAAGUGAUGAAGCUGUGCGCUCAGAUGGUGGAGGCGGGUCAGAACUACACCUCCUGCAAUCAGCUCUUCCUGUCCGGCCUGGCUGAGUUUACAGCGUAUCAUAAGAGCGACGGUGUUAUUGUGAAUUGCUUGCGUCAGUUCAACCAGGGCCUGCAGGAAAUGAUCCAGUUUCAGACGAUGCUGUUUGAUCAGACUCAGAGAGCCAUUACCCAGCAGCUCACAAACCUGCUUUCACAGUUUCUGCCGCAGAUUCGAGACACUCGCCGUGAGUUCGUCCGCAUCGGAGAAGACCUCGAAGCCGCCGUGGUGAAAAACGCUCAGGUCAGUCGACACAAACCCGCUGACGCUGAGCGAGCGACUCACCUGCUGCUCGCCACACGCAAAUGUUACCAACACUUCGCCCUGGACUACUGCCUGCAGCUGAAUAACUUCAAGGUCCAACAGAAGUUGGAUAUUCUGAAUUCGGUCUUCUCGUAUUUUCACGCUCAGAACACGUUUUUUCAUCAGGGAUUUGAUUUGCUGAGAGAUCUAGAGCCGACGAUGAAGACGAUGGCCUCACAGCUCUCUCAGCUUUCGUCGGACUGCUCUGCCAAGAGGAAAGACCUGGAGAACACACACCUGCUCGUCCAGCAGAGAGACGCGUCUGGAGAAGCGGUGAUUGUCUGUAACCCGUCUGACGGAGGAACGAUUCAGGGCUACCUGUUCAAACGCUCGCGCAAGAAGAACAAGACGUGGAAGAGGUGCUGGUUCUACACUGAAAAUAAUCAGUUAAUCUACUCUAAAUCACACAAGGAGCCGCCAGUGGUUCUGUUCGAUGAUCUGCGUCUGUGUGCUGUGAAAUCUCUGGAUGUGAUCGACCGGCGUUUCUGUUUUGAGCUGCUGUCAGUGCAGAAGUGUUGUGUGUUACAGGCGGAUUCGGAGGAGCUGAAGGUGGCGUGGAUUAACGCUGUUCAGGGCUGUAUAAACAUUGCAUACCGUGAUCAAGUAACAGAACAAAACACUCAGGUGAAGGAGAACUCCGCCCCCGCAGCCAUUCCGGACCCGCCCCCUCACCCCCCCGCUCUGGGCGUGGCUCUCCGCGGCAACGGUAACCAGCGCUGCUGUGACUGCGGGGAGGCGGAGCCUCGCUGGGCCAGCGUUAACCUGGGCAUCACCAUGUGCAUCGAGUGCUCGGGGAUCCACAGGAGUCUCGGCGUUCAUCUGUCCAAGGUUCGAUCGCUCACUCUUGAUUCCUGGGAGCCGGAACAGUUAAAGCUGCUGUGUGUUCUGGGUAAUGAAGUCAUUAAUGGCAUUUAUGAGCGUAAGCCCGCAGACGGACUGCAGAAGCCCAGCGCAGACAGUCCACGGCAGGAUAAAGAACAGUGGAUCCGGUUUAAGUAUGUGGAGAAGAGAUUUGUGACACGUGAUCCUGAUGGUCCUGAUGCUGAAACAGUAAAGCUACGGGCCGGUGGGAGGCUGUAUCAGGCGUCGCUAAGCGGUGAUCUUGUUGCCAUGGCGACGGCGCUGGCCGAGGGGGCGGAAGUGAACUGGAGUAACCCUGAGCAGGAGGGACGGACGGCUCUGAUUGGUUCAGCCAUCGGGGGCUCGCUGUCGGCGUGUGAGUUUUUGUUGCAGAAUGGCGCGAAUGUGAAUCACAGGGAUCAGCACGGACAGGGAGCGCUGCACGCUGCUGCCACCUGCGGACACACGGGGCAGGUGUGUCUGCUGCUCAAGAGAGGAGCCAAUCAGUAUGCAGCUGAUGAAAAGGGAAACGAUCCACUCAGUAUCGCCAUAGAAACCGCGCACGCUGACAUUGUCACUUUGUUGAGAAUGGCUCGAAUGAAUGAGGAAAUGAGGGAUUCAGAGGGAUUCUUCGGAUCUGUUGGAGACGAUGAAACAUUUCAGGAUAUUUUCCGUGACUUCAGUAACAUGGCGUCACACGACCCCGAGAAACUCUCUCGCCGUCAGUUCCUCCGCGGCUCUGAGGAUGAAGAGGAGAAAAACUAGAGAGGGACCGGGAGGUCAGAGGUCAAGUGAGGUCAAGUGAGGUCAAGUGAGGUCACUAUGGGACAAGGGAAAAUACAAAAGAGGGAAAUCUUAAUGUUGCAACUAGUUAAAAACUAAACGUCUGUUUUGAAUUUCUGAAAGAGAAGCUGGAUGUAACGCUGAGUGUGUGACGGUUAACGCGUGUGUGUGUGUGUGUGUGUGUGUGUGUGUGUGCGACCGGGUCCAGCUCAUUUCAUCCACACUGACUGUUCCCCUCCUGAUUUUAGGCUGUGCUGUUGGUUUUACUAAAGGCUUUUGACCCGUUUUUAUAUCGUGCUGCAGUCAAACACGCUUCUACACUGAACUUUGAAGGAAAUGCACACUUACGGUGAAUAUUUAGGAUAUCGAAGUCAACAUGAAAUCAGAACUGACCCUGUUUACUUUCUUAACGCAUGUGUGUGAAUGAUUCAUCAGUGCAUGCUGUUCUUUAUGCAUUAUCAGAAUGAAUAACCAUCUUUUAUUGUGGCUCACUAGUCCUUAUUUUUCAACUUUCUGUAAUAUAGAGACACUUGAUUAUCCACAGCUUCCUUAUGGAUUAAAUCAACCCAUCUGAUGGGUUUAAGAUCCUGGUUUAUUGAGGAUGUGUCUGAUUAAGAAAGUAAAAUGGAUUGGGGAUGCAGUUUCGUGUUGACUUUAAAUGCACACUUGAAUAAAAAUAAAUACAUAAACACAGUUAUAGCAAUUAAUAUCAUGUGAUACACAUUAUAUUACUAUCAUUGUUGAUGUCUUAAAAGUUUGUGUCUUAUUCUAACUAAUGGAUUAAAAGCUAUUUAACUAUGAAA
Molecule: messenger RNA, 3221 nt
Organism: Cyprinus carpio (common carp)
Lineage: Eukaryota; Metazoa; Chordata; Actinopteri; Cypriniformes; Cyprinidae
Product: arf-GAP with coiled-coil, ANK repeat and PH domain-containing protein 2
Cellular component (GO): cytoplasm
Molecular function (GO): GTPase activator activity; protein binding
Source: RefSeq, a predicted model, not a curated record